AUGGCGACUUCCGAUGUGGACGGGACCACUCAGGUUCCAAAUUCUAUCAUGAGUUGGUAUGAUGAGACUCGCCCUAUGUGGAUUGAUCUCGUUGGUGAUUAUGCUGGAAAAGAGUUGUUUCUUGUUGAGGGAGAUUCUCUAUUGAGAGAAUGUUUUGCAGAUGAGAGAAUUGAUUUUCAGGAUGGAUUUCAAUUACUUCACGCUGUAUAUGUAGCGGAACGAUUCCUUGAGAAUCUAGUCAAGAGACAUUGCAACUUCCACAUUGCGUUCUUCGAAGAGAAUCGGCAAUUAUGUGUACCACCGGGAGUAAAGACCUCACACCGAGGUCGAUAUCUCCUCGCUCGAACAGCGAUUAAACAACAUCUACACCACAAAUUACCAUUAUCACACCCAGAAAUCGUGAUCAAUACUUUCCCUUCCCUGGAGAGUCAAGAAUUCUCAAGUUAUCUCCAACUCACACCAAUUCACUUUGUCAUGUCGCAUGAUGGAGCGGCCACAGCAAAGCAAACCCCCUCAUCGAAAGAGGCCAAGACCAUUCUCCGAGGAAUGAUAUGGUCUUUCAAUUGUCUCAAGCUCAAUGUUGCUCUAAUCAACCGCAUAGAGUUCAGAGAUUCAAAGGUUUUCACGAUGAUCGUGGAAAGCAUGACUAUCUCAAGCCAGCGCAAGCUUCUGAUGGAUUCUACAUACACCGAGUACAUUACGCAGGCUCGUGUGAAAUUUGCGGAAGAUUUAAAAUCCGGUAGCUCUGGCAAUACACCCUCCAUUGACGACGAAAUCAUUCAGAAGUUAUCUGCAGUCUCUGCAAAGGAACAGCUGGGCGAGAGAUCAUGUGUUGCUGCUCUUUCUGCAUCUCAUAUUCUGAAGAAAAAUACCUCCAAUGCAUUUUUUGCUUCCGCCCUCAUAUUACACAGUGUUAUGCUUAACCAAAUUCCCCUUUCGAAACGUCGAUUUCCAUCUAUCGAUUUCGACGAAAGCUUCGAGACAGAAGUUACUAGCUUCUUGUCGUUAUUUGCAGAUACAGCUCAAGUUAUUCUAGAUAGUCCGACAUGGGGCAAGUUUGUUGAAACUAACGAUAUUACAAGAGAUUCACAUGAUCUUAUCGAUGGCCGAUUAUUCCGUGUCGUCAUUCAAGCUAUGUGCGACGAAUCCUUAGACCCAUUUCCCGAGUCGAUCCAAAAUGAGUGGCUGGUACUCUGCAAUCUGACCAAAGAGCUUUCAAAUCAGGAGCUUUCCUUGGAAGGGAGCUCUGAUUUAGACUCUGCUGAAAUCGCUGCGAGCGAAGACUUUGACUCAAGCUCGGAGGAACUUACAGUUUUACCCUUCACUAAUGCUGUUUUCAACAAGCAUUUGCAGUGCAUUCAUGUCAAGACAGACGCAUCUCUUUCUACGCAACUUGGUACAAUGAAGCUUUACAGGGAGACAAGUCAUUGGCAUAAUCAUAAAAAGCCGCUCAUCACAAAGGCUCCUGUGGCAGUGAAAGUCUCUAAAUGGCGUAACCCUCUUCGAACAAAUCAAUUCUAUAUGAGUGAAAUGACAUCAUAUGCCGCAAGUUUAACAGGAGCAAAGGGCAAAGCGCUAGAGCCAGAAACUAUCGUAGUUGGACCAAAGCAACUAGUGAAAGUUGCUGAGGAGAAGCCAUUGAAGACGAGUAAAGUAGAGAAGCCCGCGCCGAAGUCAAAGAAAGAAGCUCCAACUGAUAACAAAAAACCUGUAUCCAAUGCUAAGAAAGGCACCAAGAAGGGUAGUGGACUCUCAGCUGCUGAUCAGAUUCGUGCUGCAAAUCUAGAAAAGAAAGGUGACACAGAGACUGAUAAGGCUUUCCUUGCGUGGUCUAUGAUUAUGAAGGAUCUUGAUCUGACAUCCAACGACGAAAAUCGUUAUUUACGGGCAAAACAAUAUCUCAACAAUCUCGAUGGCGCCAGAACAAAGAUUCUUGAAGCAGAUAUCAACACUUAUAUACUCCAAUGUCUAUUGUCUUGGUGGGCUGGUUAUUGCAAGGAGAACAAGAAAAAGAGUGGCUACCAUGUAGUUGCAUUGAUUUGGACGACUGUAAGAUCCAUAUGCGAUACUAGUGUACCGGUCACAAAAGAGAUCAUUCAGCACGUUGAAAAGAUUUGCAAAUUGGUUGGUAUUCCAGACGCUUUCUCUUCGCCGAAAGUCUUGGGUACUGAUCGCAAGUUAUCUUUUACCUUCAAGUAUCCGACGCCAACUUUAUCCUUGAAGAUUGAUAUUUCGCAAUCGGAAUUUCAGCUUGAACAUUGUGGCCCAUACAUGGACAGGAUGCUUGAUGCAAAGCCAGAUCCUCGUGUGUCUAGUUUCGUGCCCGAUGGGUGGCAGAGAGAUGUGCUCGAUCAGUUGGAUGCUGAUAAGAGUGUGUUCGUCGUAGCACCCACCUCGGCUGGUAAAACAUUCAUCAGUUUUUAUGCUAUGGAGCAGAUUCUACGAGCUGACAAUGAUGGUGUUUUGGUUUAUGUCGCACCGACAAAAGCACUUGUCAAUCAAAUUGCGGCGGAAGUUCAAGGUCGAUUCUCUAAGAGAUUUCCUCAAGCCGGUAAAGGAGUAUGGGCUAUUCAUACCAGAGAUUAUCGUGUGAACAAUUCUACCGGUUGUCAAAUCCUCGUCACCGUGCCUCAUAUUCUCCAGAUCAUGCUUCUAUCACCAACAAAUGCAAAGUCAUGGGCCCCGAGGGUGAAGCGCAUUAUUUUUGAUGAGAUCCAUUCUAUUGGCCAAUCCGAAGAUGGUGUGGUAUGGGAGCAGCUUUUAUUGUUGGCUCCAUGCCCUAUUAUUGCUCUUUCUGCCACUGUAGGUAACCCUGAGCAGUUCGCGGACUGGCUCGGGGAAACUCAAAAAGCAAACGGGUCAGAAUUGAAGAUGAUCAAACACUCAACCAGAUAUUCCGACUUACGAAAGUUCAUGUACGAACCACCUCAGAAGUUUCAAUUUGAGGGUCUUGGAGAUUCGUUUGGUCUUGGUCUGGGUCUGGAUGGCUUGCAAGGAUUUGAACCAUUUCAUCCAGUCUCUAGUUUAGUUGACCCUUCAAGAGGGAUACCCGAGGAUCUUGCGCUUGAACCUCGAGAUUGUUUAUCAUUGUGGAACGCUAUGAUCAAACAUCAGAGCAAGGAGUACAACGUCCCCGAAUCAUUGGCUCCAGGAAAGGCAUUGCCACCCUGCAUUCGAAAAGCAGAUAUCUUCGCAUGGGAAAAGAACCUCAAGAAAGUAUUGCUUCAAUGGAUGGUAGAGUGUCGAUCGCAAUUCACCAACGUGGUAAAGGAAUUGACGCCCGAUAAUGCUGAGUUCAAGAAUGACAUUUCAAUCGACAGCUCCUCCGGUUCUUCGACUGAACUCAUUGACCCGUUGAAUCUCCAAGUUACAACGCUGCCAUUGCUUUAUCAAUUGCACAAGCGCCGUGCACUACCAGCUAUAUUGUUCAACUACGACCGAGCAGCCUGUGAAAGCAUUGCGAGCACUCUAUUGAACCAAUUGGCCGAAGCCGAAGAGCAGUGGAAGAAAGGCUCGGCCUGGAAAAAGCUGAUGGAUGGCUAUGAGAAGUACCAGGAAAUGAAGGCAAAGAAAGGUCGUAAACCCGUCAAGCCGUCUAAAAAGACCAAUCAAGAUGACGAAGGCGGAUCAAAGAUGGAUCGAAUGCGCGAAGAUGCAACGGAUGGAUCGUCUUUCUAUGAUCUCUUCGACCCUACUGCACCGCAAGCCGAUUUCUCCUUUGCUGACCCAAAGCGUUUGCAAAAAGAAGAACUUGACGGCUUCAUUAGACAACUUCGUCGCAAGCAGAUUAGAGAAGAUUUGAUUGAGUUGCUGAGGAGGGGUAUAGGUGUCCAUCAUGCUGGUAUGAACCGAAAAUACCGUCAAUGCGUGGAAAUGUUGUUUCGUAAAGGCUUUUUGAAGGUUGUCAUUGCAACCGGCACACUCAGUUUGGGUAUUAAUAUGCCUUGCGCAACUGUGGUCUUCAGUGGUGAUUCAGUGUUCUUGACUGCCUUGAAUUUCCGUCAAGCUGCAGGUCGUUCUGGUCGUCGUGGUUUCGAUCUUCUCGGAAAUGUUGUAUUCCAGGGCGUCUCGAGAGAGCGAGCAAGCCGACUUCUCAGCUCUCGACUUCCCGAACUUACUGGCCACUUUCCAAUCACGACAACAUUGGUACUGCGAUUAUUCACCCUAUUGAAUGACUCCAAGAGCUCGCCAUACGCUAUUAGAGCUAUCAACUCUCUCCUUUCCCAGCCCAGACUGUAUCUUGGUGGUCAGAGUUUCAAAGAACAGGUACUCCAUCAUUUGCGCUUCUCCAUCGAAUAUUUGAGACGCAAUGCACUUCUUGGGCCUGGGGGCGAACCUGUCAACUUUACUAGUUGUGUGUCGCAUCUCUACUUUACGGAGAAUUCGAGUUUUGCGUUCCAUGCUCUUCUCAAUGCGAAAUACUUCCAUAAGCUCUGUGCAGAUAUCGACACCAACUCCGAAGAAGUACUACAUACAAUGGUUCUCGUAUUGAGUCAUCUCUUUGGUCGUCGAGUUGUUAGAGAAAUCGAUGACCCUGAAGAAGCAGAGAAGAUUCACCGCUCGCCAUCGAAUGUGUACCUUGAGCCCAUGCCAGAAGAUGCAGCUAACAUACUUCGUGGUCAUAAUAAGAGCACUUUAGAUGUGUUUUCAACUUACGUGAAGACGUUCGCUGAGCAACACAUUACUGAAGAUGAACAUGCCUUGCCAUUCACCCAAAGUCCAGUCGGUCCAAAUGAAGCACGCAAGACCAAUGGCAACACAGAUUUGGCCCUUGACUUCCUUCCUAGCUUACCUACACCAAAUGCUCGCUCGCUAUUCGUAGCUCUUUCCGGUCUCGGUGAUUCCUUCACUACCAUUGAAGAUCUUUGCAGCUCUACCCGUGAAGGCGUCUUCCUCGAAGCAGCCGUUAUUCCCCAUCUCGAGCUUCACCCUGAUGAAACGAGAUCACCUCUCAAUUCAUACCUUCUCGAUUUCUACAAGCACGGUUCUUUACAACCCCUCGAGGACGCUAAUGGUAUCCGCAAAUCGGACGUCUGGUUCAUCCUUAACGAUUUCUCCAUGGUUCUAGCUACAAUCGCCACCUCCCUUGCCUUGCAUCUCGGCCUAGGCCAAGAUACUGAUGCAGAACUCCUUGAUAUCAUGGGAGCAGGAGAUUCCGUUGAGAACGAGAAUGAUGAGAAAAUGGCCGAAGAUGCAAUUCCGCAAGCUGUUUCUGCGCCAUCCGGUGAGCUUCAACAAGCUCAGCCGGUGCGUAGAAAGAAGGUGGUAGAUGAUUGGGAUGCGGGUGAGGAUAGAUUGGCUGCCGAAGAGGAUUAUUUGGAGAAGGAAAAGGAGAGUGGUGCGGGAGCGACAGACGACGAGGAGUAUCAGAAGUUGAUGACUGUUUAUCGGGCAUUCAGAAAGUUGAAGACAGAGUUUGAUGAAAAGUUCAGAGCUAUUUGGGCUUAG
This is a messenger RNA of Sclerotinia borealis F-4128, 5448 nucleotides long. Lineage: Eukaryota; Fungi; Ascomycota; Leotiomycetes; Helotiales; Sclerotiniaceae. The record is from the annotation of a GenBank genome assembly.